UCCAUUUGUCAACAAAGGAGUCAUUCCCGACUCUGGGAUGUCAAGCACUACACGAUGCGUACUAUCUGUGUUGAACUAGAUGCGGCUGCCAAUGCCUUGGAUUUAAGUCCAGACAAUCUUCAAGUUGUUAUUGCUGGUCGCCAUGUAUUCAAGAUAUAUGCCCUAGAAGAAGAUGACUUGGUUGAGAAAGCAAAUCUCCGAGCUGGGAAAAACCCAAAUCUCAAUUUUUCCUGCAAUGAUGUUGUAUGGAACCCCAUAGAAGAUAGUGUGCUUGCAACUGCAGCUACAAAUGGUGCUGUUGUGACAUGGAAUUUAAAUAAGUCAUCCAGAUCCAAGCUUGAUUGUGUCUUUAAUGAUCACAAACGAACAGUUAAUAAGGUAAGUUUUCAUCCAAGCGAGCCACACCAGCUGAUCUCGGGCUCACAGGAUGGGUUCAUGAAGCUUUUUGAUCUUCGUCGCAAAGAAGCAGCAUACACUUUUACAAGUAAUGCAGAGAGUGUUCGAGAUGUGCAAUUCAACCCUCAUUUGAACAUGCAGUUUUGUGCAGUGGCCGAGAAUGGUAAUGUACAACUGUGGGACAUGAGAAGAACAGACCGCAUGGAAAAACAGUUCACAGCACAUGGAGGACCAAUAUUUGCUCUUGACUGGCAUCCAGAAGUCAAAACAUGGAUAGCAACAGCUGGAAGAGACAAAACCAUUAAGGUGUGUGAUGUCUAUGAAGUACCAAACGUGCGCCACACAAUCCAGACUAUUGCAUCGGUGGGACGCGUGAAGUGGAGACCUAAUGCCAAGUAUCAUAUUGCCAGUUCAGCCCUUAUCUGGGACUGCAGCAUCAAUGUAUGGGAUAUCCGCAGGCCUUAUAUACCAUUUGCAGCUUUUAAUGAACACAAGAAAUUAACAAGUGGUAUUGCAUGGCGAGGAGAUCCAAACAGUUUGCUCUCUGUUGGAAGGGACUGCCUGAUCCACCAUGCCUUUAAAGACGCCACAAGACCAAUGGAGAAAGUGAAUCCUGUCGGCCUGGACAUCAGUGUACACGGCAACAUUUCAAAUGCGACUCGCAUCAAGGAAGACUCAGAACCACAAGGCACUUUAGCCAAAUUGCCAAUGUUUAGGAAAUCUCCUGCUAUGAAUGAGCAUUACGGCCAAGUGUUAUCAUCUGUCCACAUGAUGCUGUGUGAGGAGGAAGGUCCAGUAUCACCUCAUCACUUGGUCCAGUCUGCCAAGAAUUAUCUUCUGACAGGGAAAUCCUUGGCCGAAAUAUGUGAGCACAAUGCUGCGGUGGCCAAGAAGCUGAACAGACCGAAAUCUCCUGCUAUGAAUGAGCAUUACGGCCAAGUGUUAUCAUCUGUCCACAUGAUGCUGUGUGAGGAGGAAGGUCCAGUAUCACCUCAUCACUUGGUCCAGUCUGCCAAGAAUUAUCUUCUAACGGGGAAAUCCUUGGCCGAAAUAUGUGAGCACAAUGCUGCGGUGGCCAAGAAGCUGAACAGACCGAAAUCUCCUGCUAUGAAUGAGCAUUACGGCCAAGUGUUAUCAUCUGUCCACAUGAUGCUGUGUGAGGAGGAAGGUCCAGUAUCACCUCAUCACUUGGUCCAGUCUGCCAAGAAUUAUCUUCUAACGGGGAAAUCCUUGGCCGAAAUAUGUGAGCACAAUGCUGCGGUGGCCAAGAAGCUGAACAGACCGAAAUCUCCUGCUAUGAAUGAGCAUUACGGCCAAGUGUUAUCAUCUGUCCACAUGAUGCUGUGUGAGGAGGAAGGUCCAGUAUCACCUCAUCACUUGGUCCAGUCUGCCAAGAAUUAUCUUCUGACAGGGAAAUCCUUGGCCGAAAUAUGUGAGCACAAUGCUGCGGUGGCCAAGAAGCUGAACAGACCUUGUGUUAAUAAUGAUUUUCUCUGUAAACAUAAUAUUUCAACUAAACAAAAUCUCAACAUUUCUAGGAAAUCUCCUGCUAUGAAUGAGCAUUACGGCCAAGUGUUAUCAUCUGUCCACAUGAUGCUGUGUGAGGAGGAAGGUCCAGUAUCACCUCAUCACUUGGUCCAGUCUGCCAAGAAUUAUCUUCUGACAGGGAAAUCCUUGGCCGAAAUAUGUGAGCACAAUGCUGCGGUGGCCAAGAAGCUGAACAGACCGCAGAUUGCUUUGACUUGGCAGAUGUUGCAACUAUUGUAUGUAGGUGCAGGUGGAGGUACCGAUCCUUUGAUAGGAAUCCAGUCUUCAUCAAGGGAUGAUCCUGCAAUUCAGCCAGACACUAGCAUGGAAAAUGAUCAGAGAUCUUCACGCCACUAUUCAGGAGGCGAUGGAGGAGGAGACACAUCUGGUGGAGGCUUUAGUGCAGAAGAAGGAGAUACAGAGACUGAUGAUACAGAUAACCAUGAUCUUAAGCUUACCCAUAUAGCAAGCGGCAUGACCAUCAAUCAAGACUUUUUCUUUGGAGAUGGGGAAAUCAAUCAAAUGCCUUUUGACUAUGACAACCUGAAUAACUUUGAUACAAGCCAAGAUUGGACACUGCCCAAUGAGGCAUUCCAACCUCGCCAUGAGAUCCUCUAUCCAUCUGCCAUGCCACCGCAAGAAUACCAUUCCAAAUGCUCUCCAAGAGAAAUCCAAGAGUCGGGUACUGCAACAGGAUACAUUGUUGAACCACAAUCACUACUUAGUGAGGUGAAAGGACUAGGAACUCCAGCAUGGGAAUGCUCUGAUCUUGUGGUGAAGAUGUUGUACCAUUAUGCCAGUAAUGGGGAUGUUCAAAUGUCUGUAACAUGUGUUAUUGUGCUUGGCGACAGGCUGAAGGAAUAUCUUGACAAGGACCAAGUCGAACAUUGGUUUCUCUCAUAUAUUGAUUUACUACAACGAUUCCAGCUUUGGAAUAUUGCCAAUCAAGUCAUCCAACUGGCAGAGUACACAGGUUUGCCAGUUGUUCAGCAGCAGAACCAGCAGUCCACAACCAUUGCCCUUCAGUGUGGUCAGUGUGGGGCCCUUGUAUCACGGAACAGUCUUUUCUGUAGGAAGUGUGGCUGUCCAACAUCAGCCUGUGCUGUAUGUCAUGGUAUGGUGAGAGGACUGUUCGUAUGGUGCCAAGGAUGCUCCCAUGGGGGCCAUCUGAAUCACAUGAUGAAGUGGGUGGCCAACAAUAAGUCAUGUCCUGCAGGAUGUGGCCAUCUGUGCGAGUACACCUAAGUACACAAUUAAUUGUGAAUUUUAGAUUCUCCUUAUCUUUGAUGUUGGUACUUAUUUCAGAAUCUGAAGUAUAUAUACUUAUUUCCUUUCUUUAUGUUGUGAGAAUACAGUGGGUAUUAACAUUCAAUUGCAGUGAAAAUUUUAAGAAAUUCUCUAAGAAGUUGUUGUAUUGGAGUGAAAUGUUUAUGAUUUACAAAGUUGCUGUUUCCCUUUCCUUGUUACAGGAGAUGUAUUGAGUUCCUAUGUAUUGUAUUGUACUGUAUAUAUAUCUGUAUAUAUUUGAUAUAAGUACAUUUUGAAAACCAUUUUAUAUUAAAAUUAUAUAUAUAAAA
Messenger RNA from Penaeus indicus, 3500 nucleotides. It is a transcript of the gene Wdr24, whose product is annotated as GATOR2 complex protein WDR24-like. Gene Ontology annotation, biological process: cellular response to amino acid starvation; positive regulation of TORC1 signaling; positive regulation of macroautophagy. Lineage: Eukaryota; Metazoa; Arthropoda; Malacostraca; Decapoda; Penaeidae. The record is from RefSeq and is a predicted model, not a curated record. Gene Ontology annotation, molecular function: protein binding. Gene Ontology annotation, cellular component: vacuolar membrane; cytosol; GATOR2 complex. The coding region runs from base 55 to 3168 and encodes 1037 amino acids. The transcript is spliced from 21 exons.